CAAAGAUGGCGGGAGCCUCCGACCCACUGGAGGACAUGCUCUUCAAUGAGGUGGACGAGAAAGCCGUUAGCGACUUGGUCGGCUCUCUGGAAUCUCAACUGGGCGACCGAAAGACUCCCGCUGCUUCGUAUUCCGACGGAAAACGGGAGGCAGCUCCGGCCGCCGUGGGUCAGUUCUCAGGGAAAGUGCGCGAUCAAGUGGGGUCUGUGGAGCCGCAACAAGGGCAUCCGAAAGCGGGGUUAACCCAGGAACCCGGCGCUAAUGAGCCUCUCUCCGUUCAAACCCUUUCCUCCUCUACCUCCUCCAUCGCUGCCGGGGCCGUAAUCACCGCCGGAGCUGGGCUACAAACAGUUGGAGCAGCUCCCCCGACUGCUUCCCCCGGACCGGGACCCGUAACUUUGACCACUCAGCCCGCCGCUGCUAGCUUCCACCGGGCGGCUGUCCUGGGUCCGAGCGCGGCUCCCAGCUCCUCCAUCGUCCCCGCGGCUGAGGCGAUCAGGACCGGGUCUCCCGGACUGCAAAGUUUAAACGGAAACGGCGGAGCUGUAAAGUUGGUGAACUCGCCCGCGGUCCCUCCACCAGCCGGGGCCAGCACUGUUAUAAGUACUGUCAGUGCUGGGGGGUCCGCUAUCAUCGCCUCCAUGGCUUCACAGCCGAGUUUCCCGGUACCUCAGUCCUCAGUGGCGUCUCCCGCUGUGGCUUUGCAGAGACACCCCAGCCCGGUGGCCAGCGUCGCCCAGAACGGGGUAGACCCUAAGGGUGGCCAGCUGGUGACCCAGGGUGCCCCCUCCCCAUCAGCUUCCACCUCUCAGGUCAUGAACCACAGCAACCCUCUGAUGCACACCAAGAUGCUGGUGCCCAGCCAGCCGGUCUCUGGAAACACUGUCAUCCUGACGAGCACCCCCCCUCCAGCUGCAGCCCAAUCCCCCAUCAGCCAGACUCAGACUGGGACCAGUACGGCCGCCGUCACCCUGGCUGCUGCAGGGGUGAAGCCUGCGAUGAACGGAGUGGGUCAGCCCGCAGUGGCUGUGGUGAGGCCGCCGGGCGCUCCGGUGGUGGCCACCUCCAUCCAGCAGCAGAGACCCGGGCUCGUGGCGAGCUCCACCCGGGCGGCUGCUCCUCAGCUUCCUCUGGCUGUCCGGCCCCAGCAGCAGACCACCAUCCAGCUGCCCCCCGGGUUCACCAUGCCUCCUGGUAUGGUUCUGGUCCGGACAGAGACCGGUCAGCUGGUGAUGGUCCCCCAGCAGGUCCUGGCCCAGGCUCAGGCCAAGACACAGCAGGCCCAGACGGUGGCCAGCAUCACCCAGAGACCAGCGACGCCGACGGCCGGGGCCACCAUCCGGGUCAGCACCGCCACCACGGCUCCUGGUACACCUCAGACCGUCCGCCUGGCCUCCCCCGCUCCCACCAGAAUGGUUCAGGCUCCCUCCACCACCACUGUCCAGAAGGCCAUCACCGUGGCCCCCGGCACUACGGCGGUGUCGGUGAAGAUGACGACCCCUCAGAAGGCCCCGACGGUGAUAACAGCGGGGGGGACGACCGUGGCCAAGUCAGCCGGUGUCACGUCCGCCCCCCUGACCAGCACGACCCCCGCCGCUCCCGCAGUCACGCCCCCCGCCAGAGUCACCGUGGUUUCCCAGGAAAUGCAAGAAAACGUGAAGAAAUGCAAGAACUUCCUCGCCACGCUCAUCAAGCUGGCGUCCCACAACUCGCCCUCCCCAGAUACCUCCAAGAAUGUGAAGGCCCUGGUGCAGGACCUACUCGAUGCUAAGAUUGAGCCUGAGGAGUUCACCACUCGGCUGCAGGCUGAGCUGAAGUCCUCCCCACAGCCCUACCUCAUCCCCUUCCUCAAGAAAAGCCUCCCCGCCCUGCGUCAGUCUCUGCUCAACAGCCAGCAGUCUCUGAUGACGGCCACCCCCAGCACCUCUGCGCCCCCCCCUGCCGCCCCCGGCUCCGUCACCACCACCGCCAUCAGACCGCGGCUGCCCAUCAGUCCGGCCACCGGCACCGUCAGACUGAACACGCCGCUCACGACCACAACGGCUCUGGCCGUGGGCAGACCAGGAGUCCAGACCGUUCAGACCCGUACACCUGUCGUCAUCAGUCAGAACCUCAGACCUCAAGGUGCGCUCGUCAGAGGACCCACGACCAUCAUCGGCAAAAGUCUCGUCAACCUGUCCGCUCAAGCCAAUCAGAAGAAGCUGAGUGACCCAGGGGGCGGGACAUUCAGAGAUGACGAUGACAUCAACGACGUGGCGUCCAUGGCCGGCGUCAACCUUAACGAGGAGAACGCCCGUAUCCUAGCAACCAGCUCGGAGCUAGUGGGCACAAAGAUCCGCUCCUGUAAAGACGAGUCCUUCCUGCCCACCGGGCUGCUGCACCGCCGCAUCCUGGACACAGCUAAGAAGCUGGGGGUGACCGAGGUUCCUCUGGAGGUCGUCAACUUCAUCUCCCACGCGACUCAGUCCAGACUGCGCUCCCUGCUGGAGAAGGUUUCAGCCGUUGCUCAGCAUCGUGCAGACGGAGGGAAGGAUGAAGAGCAUCACGAACCGACGUCAGACGUUCGCUCUCAGCUUCGUUUCUUCGAGCAGCUGGAGCGAAUGGAGAAACAGAGGAAAGACGAGCAGGAGAGAGAGAUGCUGCUGAAGGCUGCCAAGAGUCGCGCCAGACAAGAAGAUCCAGAGCAGGCUCGCCUGAAGCAGAAGGCCAAGGAGAUGCAGCAGCAGGAGUUGGCUCAGAUGAGACAACGAGACGCCAACCUCACGGCCCUCGCCGCCAUCGGGCCGCGCAAGAAACGCAAGCUGGACUCACCGGGAGGAGCUGCGGCCGGCACAGAGGUGGCCUCAGGUUCGGGUGCCGGCUCCUCGGCGGCGGGCUCGUCCCGGCAGCAGCUCCGUCAGCGGAUCACACGCGUUAACCUCAGGGACUUCAUCUUCUGUCUGGAGCAGGACCGCACCACGGCGCGCUCCCUCAUGCUCUACAAGGCUCUGCUGAAAUGAGGAGUGGACCCGCUGCAGACCACGAACUGCAUCACCCUUCACCUCCUCCUCCAGUCCUCACAUCCUCAGAGUCCGCCUCCUUCACCCCCCCCCCUUCAGUCCCUGCAGCUCCUUUUAAUCUUUUGGCUUCUAGUUUUACAUCUUCGUCAUGUUGUUUUGAAACCGUGUCUCAUUUUAGUUCCUGCAGGUGUCGACUCUGAGACUGAACUCCACACCUCAGCUUCAGUUCAUGUACUGUACCUGUCCUGUGAGGACCGGGUCUCACCUGAGGAUCCGGUCUGAACAGAAGUGAUCCGCGUCCGUCGUACAGGUCUGAACCACUGUGCUGAGCUCGCCACCGUCUCUGCUGAUCGACAGGAUCAAUGAGGUUUUUGUCUCCAGGUGAAACCGGAUCCAGAUCCACAGAACAGCUGGACUGGAUCAAAUCAGAGUCAGUGUGGGCUUUUAUUCUGGUGAAUUAGCAGCUGCUCUGCCAACAGUGUCGGGGGGGGGGGGCAGCUCACACAGACACAGGUGUCUUCAUCAUCGAUUCAUUGAUUAACAUUAGAACGAAUGUGAAUAAAACUGAUGGAAGAGAAACAGGAAGUUCUCACAGCGGAGAACCUGGAACCAUCAGAACAUUUGUCUGCUCUGCUUUAAAAUCACUAAUAAUUCAGUCAUAAAAAAGUUGCCAAUUAAUUUUCCUUCGAUUGACUAAUUAAUUGAUCAUUGAUUAAAUUAUUCCAGCUCUACUCUGAAAAUCUGGAGUGACUCAGACAAUAAGCUGCUGCUCUCCGUCCAAUCAGAGCUCAGCUCUGUCAGGACGACUUGUGAUUGGUCACAGGUUGACCAGGUGGUCGGUGUGAUCAGGUUUUUAAAGAACCACAGAUCUGUCUUUUAUUCCAUGUUCUUCUUUGUCAAAAGCUGCUGCCUCCAUUACCCACAGUGCACCUGGACCACCGACAGUCAGGUGGUAGAGUGCUGUGUUAUUCUAGCAGCAGCUGAUGUAUCCUGGAGCCUGCAGCAGAGAAGGGGCGGGGGCUGUUUUCAGACCUGCAUUAGUGGGGGGGGGGCGCACAGCAGGACUCAGCACAGUGGUUCACAGGGUUUCACAGGUGAUGGCGGCGGCGGCUGUUUCACGUUGAGUUGUGACAUCGCGUGUCAAACAGAAACACAGCAUUCACUAAAUACACCUCGCUCACAUGUGAUUGGCCGAUGCAGCGCCCCGUCAGGUGACAUCGUCCUGAGCUGCAGCUAGGACUGAUUGGAGACACUGAGCCGGGAAACACCUGAGUCCAGCUGUAACCGGACAACAGGCACAGGUGUGAGACCAGCUGUGAGACCAGGUGUGGUCCCUGAGUGUUCUGGUCUGUCUCUGUCUGGUCUGACUCCAGCUCUGUACCUGUGCAGGUGCCUUCCAGUCCACAUCCACCCGAACCCCGUCAUCGUCUGUCCGUCUCGUGUUCGUAGCCCCGCCCCCCUCAGGACUCCGGGCUCCUCGUUUUAAGUUUUUAAAGUUUUCAGAUCACGCUGCAACCCGUGAGGUUGUUCACUCACCGUCACGUCACUUCCUGUCAUUUCCCGCCGCUUCACAGUGGAGCAGCGAGUUUAUCAAGCAUCGUGUCGUCAUGGGAACUUGAAGCGCGAGAACUGUGAAGCUGCAGCGGUGAGAGAACAGCUGGUCGACCAUUUUAAUGUGUGUGUGUGUGUGUGUGUGUGUGUGUGUGUGUGUGUGAUCAUGUUGACGCUCACAGGUUUCAAAGGUUAAAGCAACAGUUCAACAUUUAAAUUCUUCUCUGAGUUCGACGUUCAGACAGAUUCAUGUCACUUUAACGACGCGUCAGUGAACGUCACAUGAAGCAGGAAGUGACAUCACCGUCACUUUCAAUGAGCAGUUUCUCCUGCAGCCUCGCAGGUGAUGAGGUCAUGACUGAAACUAGUGAUUCAUCAAUGAUCAUGUGGUCUGUGACAUCACUGACGCUCACAGCUGAUCUGUAACUUGAUAUUUAAAGUGACGUGAACGACUGUUGGUUCAUUACGUCGUCCACGCAGACGAUAACGAGCAACUUCCUGUCUCGGGUUUGACAUGUCCGAGCCCCGGUUGCCGUGGAGACGAGAGGAUCAGCCUGAACGUGUGACUCAGAGAUGGAGAUGGAUGUAAAUGUUGAAUCAUCAGGAGCUGGUUCUCCUCCAGAAACUCACUCAGGCUGCGUUCAAGAAGGUUAGAGAACGUUCACAACAAACAUUCCUGCAGUUUCCCUUCCUCCUCCUCUUCCUCAUCUUCCUCCUCCUCCUCUUCCUCUCUCCUCCGUCUCUUCCUCCUCCUCCUCUUCCUCUCUCCGCCUCCUCUUCUUUCUCUCUCCGCCUCCUCUUCCUCUUUCCUCCUCUCUGCCGCCUCCUCUUUCCCCCUCUUCCUCAUCUUCCUCCUCCUCUUCCUUGCUCCUCUCUCCGCCUCCUCCUCUUUCCCCCUCUUCCUCAUCUUCCUCCUCCUCCUCUUUCCUCCUCCUCUCUCCGCCUCCUCCUCUUCCUCCUCCUCUCUCUGCCUCCUCCUCCGUCUUUCCUCCUCCUCUUUCCCCCUCUUCCUCAUCCUCCUCCUCCUCCUCUCUCUCCGCCUCCUCCUCUUUCCCCCUCUUCCUCAUCUUCCUCCUCCUCCUCUUUCCUCCUCCUCUCUCCGCCUCCUCCUCUUCCUCCUCCUCCUCUCUCUGCCUCCUCCUCCUCUUUCCUCCUCCUCUUUCCCCCUCUUCCUCAUCCUCUUCCUCCUCCUCUCUCUGCCUCCUCCUCCUCUUUCCUCCUCCUCUUUCCCCCUCUUCCUCAUCCUCCUCCUCGUAUUUCCUCCUCCUCUUCCUCACCCCCCCCCCGGCCGGUGUGUGAUUUACCUUGUAUCUCUGAGACGUCUGACUCGACCUCGUGCUGUUGAACAUUUGAAUAUUUGAAGAUGAUGAUGAUGAAGAUGCAGUCUGGCUUCACAGUUUUUAGAGGGUGCGUUCACAGAAGGUUUUUAACGCUUUAAGUGUCUCUGGUUUCUCCUGGGUUGUAUAGUCUAUAGGUCUAACUGCUAACUGAAGCUGUGCUGUAUGUACUGUAUAUUCAGAUCCGCCUCUCAUCUGUUGGAAGGACGAUUUUUGCGACUAUUUAUAUUUCCUACAUUCUGAACUCGAUCCUGACGCAUUUCAGGCCAAUGCAAUUUUACAGUUGUUUGUACCUUUGCAAAAAAAUGAAAUAAAGAAAAUGAUAAAGAA
This is a messenger RNA of Seriola aureovittata, 6217 nucleotides long. Its product is annotated as transcription initiation factor TFIID subunit 4-like. Gene Ontology annotation, cellular component: transcription factor TFIID complex. Gene Ontology annotation, molecular function: DNA binding; RNA polymerase II general transcription initiation factor activity; protein heterodimerization activity. The record is from RefSeq and is a predicted model, not a curated record. The coding region runs from base 6 to 2999 and encodes 997 amino acids. Lineage: Eukaryota; Metazoa; Chordata; Actinopteri; Carangiformes; Carangidae. The transcript has 15 exons. Gene Ontology annotation, biological process: DNA-templated transcription; transcription initiation at RNA polymerase II promoter.